UUCGUCUGACUGAGGAGUUCCGGGAAGUAGCCAGCCAGCUUGGUUAUGAGGAACAUGUACAACUUAUUGACAUCUCCAGCAUCCCCUCCUAUGACUGGAUGAGAAGAGUCACGCAGAGAAAAAAAACUUCCAAGAAGGGAAAAGCCUGCCUGCUGUUUGACCACCUGGAACCCGUUGAAUUAGCUGAACACCUCACUUUUCUGGAGCAUAAAUCUUUUAGAAGGAUUGCAUUUACAGAUUACCAAAGCUAUGUGAUUCAUGGCUGCUUGGAGAACAACCCCACCCUGGAGAGAUCAAUUGCAUUAUUUAACGGUAUCUCUAAGUGGGUCCAGCUGAUGGUUCUUAGCAAGCCAACGCCCCAGCAAAGGGCAGAUGUAAUCACAAAGUUUAUCAAUGUUGCACAGAAGCUGCUUCAUCUCCAGAACUUUAACACGCUGAUGGCAGUUGUGGGAGGCCUAAGCCACAGCUCUAUUUCUCGUCUCAAAGAAACUCACUCUCAUCUAUCUUCUGAGGUUACAAAGGAUUGGAAUGAGAUGACAGAACUGGUCUCCUCCAGUGGAAACUACUGCAACUACCGCAAAGCUUUUGCUGACUCUGUUGGCUUCAAAAUCCCCAUAUUAGGAGUUCACUUGAAAGACUUGAUAGCCGUUCAUGUCAUCUUUCCAGACUGGAUAGAUGAGAACAAAGUAAACAUAGUGAAAAUGCAGCAGCUAUCCAUUACCUUGAAUGAACUGGUUUCCCUGCAGACUGCUACCCAUCAUCUAGAGCCAAAUAUGGAUUUAAUUAACCUGCUAACACUUUCCCUGGACCUUUACCACACAGAAGAUGAUAUUUACAAGCUCUCAUUGGUGCUAGAACCAAGGAAUUCUAAAUCACAACCUACCUCCCCAACGACCCCUAACAAGCCAGUAGUGCCACUGGAGUGGGCAUCUGGAGUGCUACCAAAGCCUGACCCAACCAUCAUUAACAAGCACAUAAGAAAGCUAGUGGAUUCUGUUUUUAGGAACUAUGAUCAUGACCAUGAUGGCUAUAUCUCUCAAGAAGACUUUGAAAGUAUAGCUGCCAACUUUCCUUUCCUGGACUCCUUUUGUGUAUUGGACAAAGACCAGGAUGGUCUUAUCAGCAAAGAAGAAAUGAUGGCCUACUUUCUGAGGGCUAAAUCGCAGCUACAGUGUAAAAUGGGACCAGGUUUUAUUCAUAACUUUCAUGAGAUGACCUAUCUUAAACCAACUUUCUGUGAGCACUGUGCAGGAUUUCUCUGGGGUAUAAUCAAACAAGGAUACAAAUGUAAAGAUUGUGGUGCCAACUGCCAUAAGCAGUGCAGAGACCUGCUUGUGCUGGCAUGCAGGAAGUUUGCCAGAGGUACCUCGAUGGGCAGUAAUCAUGGUUCUCUGCCUAACAGUCCGUCUCUGCCUCCAGUACAAGAUGAAGUAUUUGAAUUCCCCAGUGUUGCUACAGGGCAUCAGGACCUAGAUGGCAGAGCAAUCACCCUAGUGACCGGCUCUUCUCGAAAGAUUUCAGUCCGUCUCCAGCGAGCUACCACCAGCCAAGCAACACAGACGGAACCACUGUGGCAUGAACCUGGCUGGAGUGACUCAGGUUCCCAUACUUUUCCCAAAAUGAAGUCCAAGUUCCAUAGCAAAGCUGGAAAGAACAAAGGCUUUGCAAAAUGGGAGAAUGAAAAACCCAACGUACAGGGCUAUGUGGAUAUUGAGGUAGAGACCACAGAGCAUAUGUUGGAUGAGAAUGGAAUAGAAACACUUCAAGAAAGACAAGAACCUGAGGAUAGCUGAUCACUUGCCCUGAAAGAUGGAGGACAAUUAAGAUGGCCAUUAGAACACAGCAAGAUGUGGAAUUCGGUAGACCACUCUUUGGCUAUGGGAAUGAAUUCCUGUACCUCAUGUUUAAACCUUAUGAAUCCAGCAGACCUUCCUGGUAUCUUAUUUAAUAGGAUGUUAGAGUCAAAAUGCACUAUUUAUUUUCUCACAAGUAAGUCAUCUGGUGAACAUUGCUUAGACAGAGCACAACAGUGUGUUAUGUGACUCAGUCUUCUGGUCUAUGAUUUUUUUAUAGCAAUAUGCCCACAGGUGGAAACUGUCUCUACACCCAAUCCUACAGUUCUACAAACCAAUGAGGAUGGAUUUUAUCUUCUUUGAAAGCAUCACAUCAGCUCAUUGUGUCUAUACAUGGCAAAGGUGAUAAGGAUGGCAUCUGAGUACCCAAGUUUAUUUGAUAAAACUCCUUAUUCAGAUGCUCAUAAUGGUCUUUUAUUUGGAAAGAACUGAGUUUAUGUUCGUUGCUAAAUCUCAAACAGGAGACUUUGAAAACGUCAAAAUUAAAAAUCCUCCUCUAGGAUGCAUUCCUUUGCACACCGUUUUUCAAACUUUUCAGAUGUUUACAUUGUUCUCAUUAAACCUAAGUGUAUUGAUGUGCAGCACAUGUUUAUAAUACAGGGCCAUAUGAGAAGGGUCUUUCAAACAUACAACAUGUGUCAAAGGACUGUAGGAAUUUCAGGACAAAUACCAUUAUUCAUAUGUCUGGUUAUACAAUAAAUGGACAGAUGCCCUUUCCCCCAGCACUGAUUAUGGUAAAAUUAACAUGUAAUAAACAUUUUAGUUUUAC
Messenger RNA from Malaclemys terrapin pileata, 2622 nucleotides. It is a transcript of the gene RASGRP3, whose product is annotated as RAS guanyl releasing protein 3. NCBI's taxonomy places the organism in Eukaryota, Metazoa, Chordata, Testudines, Emydidae. The transcript has 13 exons. Gene Ontology annotation, molecular function: guanyl-nucleotide exchange factor activity; calcium ion binding. Gene Ontology annotation, biological process: Ras protein signal transduction; positive regulation of GTPase activity. Gene Ontology annotation, cellular component: plasma membrane. The coding region runs from base 99 to 1793 and encodes 564 amino acids. The record is from RefSeq and is a predicted model, not a curated record.